Messenger RNA from Macrobrachium nipponense, 2406 nucleotides. RefSeq names its product interaptin-like. The transcript has a single exon. NCBI's taxonomy places the organism in Eukaryota, Metazoa, Arthropoda, Malacostraca, Decapoda, Palaemonidae. Bases 1 to 2406 code for a protein of 801 amino acids. The record is from RefSeq and is a predicted model, not a curated record.
AUGAUUGGUACAGUUAAUAUUGUAUUUGAUGCUGGCAUGGCUCAUUUAAUUUGUGGAGUCAUGGUUUUAUUGCUUAUAUUUAGUGCUCUUCCUGCAUUUGUGUUCAACAAAUUGAUGCAGAAGAGACGUAAUAACAAGGAACUUACUCUAACCCAGGACAAAGUGGAAAGGUUGCAGCAAGAGCUGGAGGCUGCCCGCAGGAGGAAUCACAAUCUUCAUGCAAUUAUUCGUAACAAAAUCAAGAAGGACACCGCUGGAUUGAUGACGAACGAAGAAGUUGAUAGAGAGGUCCGACACAUUCAGGAUCUCUUGGAUUUGGCAGACGAGACAGAUGUGAAGAUCCAGGAAGCCGAGAGUAAGGUUGAAGCUUUCGGCUCCGAAAACCAAAAACUGCGGAAGGAAAUUGAGGACAAUGAAAAAGCUUUGGCUGAUUAUCGAAAGGAAAAUGUAGAACUGAAGGAAUUGAACAUGGCACUGGAAAAAGACCUUUUCGAGAAUAAACGCCACAUUCAAGAUCUUGAAAACAUCAAUGUGGCGAAAGAAAAGGAGCUUUGCCAGAAGAAACGCCAGAUUCAAGGUCUGGAAGACAUUAAUAUGGCGAUGAAAACCCAGCUCAGUGAGAAGAAUCGCCAUAUUGAAUGUCUGGAAGGCAUGAAUGUGGCGAUGGAAAACGAGCUCAGCGAAGUGAAACGCCACAUUCAAGGUCUAGAAGUCGCUAACAGGGAGAAGGAGGAAACUCUCUGUGAGAAGGAGAGACAGAUUGAAGAUGUGAUAAAAAAGAACGCCCUGAAAGAACAACAGUUAGAAGACUACCGUAGGUUACUCGACGAGCUGCAGAAAGAGAUUGGGACACUGGAGUCCAAAGCACAAGAUUUUGAUGCGCUUGAGAGUCAAAACAGGAGAAAUGAACAAAAUCUCCUUGCCUGUGAACAGCAAAUUGAAAACCUCCAGAAGAAACUGGAGGAGAGGAACGAGGAAGUUAACAAGCUUGUCCAAUGUGAGAUGGAAGUUGAAAAUUUAAGAAAGGAAUUGGAGGACAGACAAAAGGAUCUGAGCAAGCUUGUCCAAUAUGAAAUGGAGGUUGAACAAUCAAGGAAGGAACUAGAGGACAGGCGUAAGGAUGUAAACAAGCUUGUCCAUUGCGAUCAGGAACUUGAACAGUUGAGGAAGGAACUGGAGGAUAAAGAGAAGCAUAUAAACAAGCUUGUCUCAUUUGAAGUGGAAUUUGAACGCCUCAGAAAAGAAUAUGAUGCAAAACAGGUGGCUCUGGUGGAAAUGGCUGGUCUCAUAGAAAGGGACGAGAAAAUUAUCUUUGACUUUCAGCGAAAAGUUGAAGAACUCAGAGGAGAAAUAAAAGACAAAAAUAAAGAGAGAGAUGGACACUUGACUUCAGAGGCAACGUUAGUUCAGAAUCUUGCCAAAUCUGAACUCUAUAUCAGUGAACUGACAACUGAAGUCGAGAUGCUAAGGAGUCAAAAAGCAGAACUUGUCAACCAACUGGAAGAAAAUAUGAACCAUCUUAAGAGUAAGCAGUGUCAGGUAUUGGAUCUCGAGCAGAAGCCGACUGAAGAUGCGGAGAGAUAUCAGGAGGAAAAAGACAAUAUAGAAAAAGUCAUAAAAGAGAAGGAAAAGGAAAUAGAGCAUUUCAAGCAAGAAAGAGAAGACAACUUGAAAGAAACACAAGAUCUUCGGAUACAAAUCGCUCUGAGGGAGGAAAAUCUCCAGGAAUGCCAACAGGAAAUAGAAGUCAUCAUAAAGGAAUUAGAAAAGAGGCAGAAGGACAUCGAGGAGCUUGUCUGUUGGAACUUGAGGAAAGAAGAAGAGCUAAAGAUGAAGGACUUCCAAAUCGAAAAGACUGAGAAAAUGGUGGAAGAGCUCCGCCAAUUGCAGUUUGAAAGGUCUCUGUUCCAGGAAAGGAUGAAUGUCUUCGAAAACAAGAUCUCCGAGCAGGUAAUAGAGAUUACCUGCCUAAGCGAGGAAGUUCAGCAGAAAAACAACUUGCUGGAGGAAGGCAUAGCCCAUUGGGACAGUCUCAACAAGAAGCUGGAAUGCGUCGAGAUGGAAAAUAACCAUCUGAAAAAGCUGGCCGCUGAGGCUAAGGAACGACAGAUAGCUGCAGAAGGAGCGCUCAAUGACCUUUUCAUAAAAAUUCAGAGGAAUGAGAACCUAAUUACUGAUAAACAGAGAGAAGUUGAUGAACUUCGAAGCAAAUUAGAAGAGAGAAACACUGAAGACGACAAGCUUGUUCAGUGUGAGAAGGAAGUAGAAGUUCUCAGGAAAGAACUAAAGAAGAAGGACUUGGAAAUCAAAAAGGGUAAGGAAGAGGCGAAACAACAUGCCAAACAAAUGGACAGAGUGGGAGGUCGCCUCCAGGAAAUGGUGGCUGCCUUCAACAAGAUCACCUAG